AAACAUCAGGGACGCAAAGCUUAGUCCAUGGAAUUGCACUGUAAAACCGCCAUUAAGUUAUCAUACAGUAUUGCUUUCAUGAAUGUUAAAAUCCCAUCAGAAACUUCCAUCUUCUACAAACAAUAAACAUCCAUGUAAGGAUUGUUAGAGAUCAGCUGAUUCUGUCAAGUUACAGCUUUUAUACCUAAAAAAUAGAAUUUUUAGAAAUCUGUUGAUUCUCGUUCAUCCAAGUUGAUCCUAUCAAAGUGUUAGAUUUAACAAAGCAUUUACUGAACUAGGUGUAUUAUUUAUUAGGGAAUGUAAAAGUUAUAGACUUUUUGUAAAUGUUUAGAAGUACCUACCUUUUUCAGGGAUUUAAAAAAGGCAAGUCUUCAGCUCUUUGACCAUUUCACAUUGAAGAAAAAGGAUUUUACCAAGACGAUUCUACCAGAUUGAGCUGUUUCAUAUCAGUUUAUUCUGAAAAAAGAACAAAAAAAAAACUGUUAAACCUCUGGUUUUAGUAUGAUGGACAAGCUCAGCCUGUGGAGUGACGACCCAGAAGAGAUUCUCCUGGACCUUGGUUUUGGCUAUGAUGAACCGGAUCUUUCUGGUCGCAUCCCAGCUCGAUUCCUCCACUAUCAGUCUAAGGCAAGAGGAAUAACCCUCCAGGUGUUUCUGGAGGCCCAAAAGAACCGACUGGACUUGGAAAACCCAGAUGUUGGUAAUCGCUUCAGACAGCUUCAAGUCCUGCAGGAGGUGACCACCACGUUUUCUGGUUUGAUAGGGCAUUCUCUUCAAUCACCACUGGACAAGCGACUGCCUCCUGAUGUCCAGGAAAGAAGGAGAAAGAUGGCCAUCCUGUUCAGACGAGCAUCAAAAAAAUCACUUGGCCAGAAACAUCACAUCUCAAGUGGACUGGCUGAAAAUUCCCACCCUUGCUCUGUGUCUGACUCCCCGCAAGACUCCAGCAUCUCAAGGCACACAAAAGUUCCCUUAAUGAGAGUCAAACCUGUGUGUUUAGAGAAUGGAUGUCUGGAUUAUGUGGCAAACAAUCAAAAAGCUGAUAUAAGGGAUCAUUUAUCAACACAAGAUAAAGCAAUUAGACAUCCAUCUCUUGAAGAAAGUUUCCCAAAAGCAGGAAACAAUGCUUUUAGGAGAAAGAGCGGUCCAGAGCAUGUCUGGACACCAAAUGGAGGGACUGAGGUAAGCAGCGAUAACGGGGACCGGAAGAGCUAGAUAAUACCAUUUAGGAAUGUGAACCAAGAUUCAUUUGUGAAUCAAAAUGUGCAUGAAUUAGUCCAGUCUUUUUGGCGGUUAGGCUCUGGGCAGAUGAGGUCUUUAUUCUGGUGGGAUAAGUUUGGAUCAUAGAUGUAAACCCUCCAGAGUCUAAAUGCUGAUGGUGCAGAUGUCAGACAUGGCUCAGAUGGUGAAUAGGGUGGAGGGGGGCUGCCAAAACCAUCUGGAAUGUAGAGAUAAAUGUUGAGAUUGGGAUUGGCUAAGGAAAGAAGGCGGGGAAUUUAGCUAAUGGUUUGGAUUGAUGGCUUAUUCAAUGAGUGCUGUGCAGAGUGACGCAACAACCCAGUUUACCUGGAAGUCCGGUAGAUCUUUGAAUUGAUAUUGAAUUGUGCCAAAGCUUCACAAGGAAGUUGUACAUUUUCUUUUAAAUCAAAGAACUUAUCUUGUGAUGGUUUAAUUAAAUAAUGAUCAAAGUCAACUCUGAGCUGA
Molecule: messenger RNA, 1704 nt
Organism: Oryzias melastigma (Indian medaka)
Lineage: Eukaryota; Metazoa; Chordata; Actinopteri; Beloniformes; Adrianichthyidae
Gene: itprid1
Product: ITPR interacting domain containing 1
Exons: 2
Coding region: 502-1215 (237 amino acids)
Molecular function (GO): signaling receptor binding
Source: RefSeq, a predicted model, not a curated record